UCAAAGUAGUCGGUGCUAAACAUGGCGGCGGCCCUGGCGGGGAGGAGUGUGGGCGGCUGGGCCCGGCACCGCGUCUGCCGAGGGUUGCUGCUGGGGCGCCGGAGCUGCGCCGGAGCCUCGUUGGACGAUACGGUGAACGGGCUGAGCGAGGAGCAGCAGCAGCUUAGGCAAACCAUGAUCAAGUUCUGUCAGGAGCACUUGGCUCCAAAGGCACAAGAAAUUGACCAGCAGAAUGAAUUCAAAGGCAUGAGGGAUUUUUGGAAGAAGCUAGGGGAGCUAGGAGUUCUGGGAAUAACUGCUCCUGUUGAAUAUGGUGGAUCUGGGAUGGGCUAUCUUGACCAUGUGUUGGUGAUGGAAGAAAUUUCUCGGGUUUCGGCAGCAGUUGGGUUGAGCUAUGGUGCCCACUCUAACCUUUGCAUCAAUCAGUUAGUGAGGAAUGGCAACGAAGCACAAAAAGAGAAAUAUCUGCCUAAGCUUAUCAGUGGAGAGCAUGUUGGCGCUCUAGCCAUGAGUGAAGCCAACUCUGGUUCUGAUGUGGUCUCCAUGAAGCUGAGGGCAGAUCAAAAAGGGGACUAUUUUGUUUUGAAUGGUAACAAGUUCUGGAUUACUAAUGGGCCAGAUGCUGAUGUUCUAAUAGUUUAUGCUAAAACAAAUCCCAGUGCUGUUCCAUCUUCUCAGGGUAUAACUGCAUUUAUUGUAGAGAAGGGAAUGCCUGGUUUCAGCACGGCUCAAAAGCUUGAUAAGCUGGGGAUGAGAGGGUCAAAUACCUGCGAACUGAUCUUUGAGGACUGCAAGAUUCCCGCUAAGAAUGUCUUGGGGCAGUUGAGCAAAGGAGUCUAUGUAUUAAUGAGUGGCUUGGAUCUGGAGAGACUUGUAUUGUGUGGUGGACCACUAGGGAUCAUGCAGGCCGUCCUUGAUCAUGCUUUGCCUUAUUUACAUGUGAGAGAAGCUUUUGGCCAGAAAAUUGGCCAUUUCCAGCUUAUGCAGGGUAAAAUGGCUGACAUGUACACACGGCUGAUGGCAUGUCGACAGUAUACCUACAAUGUAGCAAAAGCUUGUGACCAAGGACAUUUCAAUGCAAAGGACUGUGCGGGAGUGAUUCUCUACUCUGCAGAAUGUGCUACUCAAGUCGCUUUGGAUGGAAUCCAGUGUCUGGGUGGAAAUGGUUACAUCAAUGACUACCCCAUGGGCCGUUUUCUGCGAGAUGCCAAGCUAUAUGAAAUUGGGGCAGGAACAAGUGAAGUGCGAAGAAUCGUCAUUGGUCGGUCAUUUAAUUCUGCCUUUAAGUAACAGCUCUGGAGAAGUUCUAGUGUUCCUCAAACCAACAGACCUUGGAGUUCCAAGACUGUAAAGCGCACAAGUACUUUUCUGUUCCCCAUACCAGUUUGGCCGCCUCUGUUUGACUCUUGAUCUUUAGCUCUCUGUACAAGUGCUGCGAGAUUUGUCUUAAGAAUGUGAUUAUAUUGCAAUGGAACAGACUGAGCACUUCAGGUGGAAUCUAUAAACAUUUGCUCCCAUGUCUACAGGAAAUGACUUUUUGAACUGUUAACCAGUGAUCUGUUUCCAAGAAUCAUUAAAAUAGAUCCCCCCCCCCAAACACAUUGCAAACCCUAUAUAUUACGGGACUUUAUGGGAUCCUGGCAACAAGUUUAAAGCUUAAGAUCAUGAUCCUAAAAUGUGAUGCAAGGUUUCUUUUUGAUUGUGCAUUCCUUUUCCCGUUUGGUGCUUCCUUAGGUAUAUUAGUACCAUUUGAUACCUUAACUGCUUUGACAGACUUUCUCCUUGUAAUUGAUUCAUGUGGAGAUCUUUCACUCUGGACGUAGCUGAAUGUCAAAACACUACAUUGAGGCAGCUGUGAGUGAACUGAGAAUGAGGAGGAGGUGGCAGCCCAAUUGGGAAGGAGCAUUUUUGGUAAGGAUCUGGUGGCACACGCACACUAUACAGCUGGCUAAAAAAAAGCACAGGGAAAAGAGGACAUAAUAAAAUGAAUAGCAUUUUAGAGUAGUUCCCAUCAUCUCAACAAAUGAGGGUAUGGAUUUCACUGGGCCUUUUAAAAACCAAGAGACAACAGCACAAUACAAUUUCCACAGAUCUAAAACUUGGACAAAAUUGAAAGUCAGUAGAACUUAAAUAUGUGCCAGUGGCUUGCUUGGUUGUGGGGUCUUCCUGUUCAAAAGAGAGAGAUUCAGAGGAAUUACCUUGAAUUCCCAGGCUGAUAUCUUCUGUACAUAUGAAGACUGGAAAGGGUCGGUAGCUCUUAGAAACCAGUGGAGGGACUUUAUUGAUUAAAGUCAGUUUAUGAAUUGCUGCCAGAAAAGAUUAGCGUACACUUUAAAGAUAAGGAAGAAACAGCACAAUGAGUGAACAGAUGAGAUUUACAUUAGAAUUAUAUGACUACCUGACUUCAUGCAUUUCUUUAUUUACAGUCAUUUGACCAAUCAUAUAACAUGGUUACACUAAAAGAAAAUUCAAGGCAUACAAUGAAACACAUAAAACAGUUUAAGAAUUAAAAUCUAAUUACAGUACCAUAUAAUUUCUGAGACCUGUAUAUCACCAAGCAUAUCUGGCUACUUGAUAGGUAAUCUUGGCAUUCGUAACGUAAUGCAGAAGGAACGGCCAAACAUCUUGCCAAGAUGAACGCUCUUCUGAAAGACUACCUGACUAUGAUGUGAUCUUUCUCAUAGAGUGUAUUAAAUUAUCUGACUGGAGGGGAAAGCAAGACCUUAUCCACACAUUUAAGAGAUUGCUCUCAUCAACUUGUUUGCCGCAAGCAGGCCAGAACAAUGUUUUCCAUUCCAAUGGCAACACUAAACAGUCCUCUCAAUUAUUUAAAAUUAAGUUCAAGCAAGCUGUGCAAGUGCUACACAGUUCCUCCCUUGCCCAGGUAAAUGGCCCAUCUGAUCUGGGGGGAAAUUUCUUUGCUCUGAAUUGGGUUAUCAGUUAGUGGUGAUCAACACCUACCUGCAAUCUAGGACCUACACUGAAUUUUUUAAUACAUCGAUCUUCCCUCUUUUUUCCUUUUUUAAAAAAAGCUUAAAAGAAAAUCGUGAUGGUAUUGCUGGAUCCAACCAAAUUUAGGUCAGAACACAACUCAGUAGAUUUUCAUGCACCAGUUGUUGUUAGACCCAGAAUAUGAAAACAGUACUGCCAUUGAAUUUCCCAAAAAAUCCAGACUGUAAUGUGCGUUUGAGAUUGCUCUUAGAGCAGAGGUAAUGCUUGGACCCUGAGGCUGUUUAGCUUAAAGGUAAGAUGGCCAACUGGAUAGGAAAACUGUUCCUUUAAGAGAGGCUUAGUGUGUGGAAAUGGGCUUUUCAUGGUAUGGAAGUAGUAACAUCACCUGGUAUUUACUUAAGAUAAAACUGAUAUUAAAGGGACAGCUAGGGGUACCAGUUUAAAAGCUGGCAACCAUACUCAUAGGAUCUUUUUCAAAUUCUGAAAAUACUAGCUUUUUUUAAAAAAAAGCCUGAUCAGAAAUGGGAAAAGUAUUUCUAAUAGGCAUUGAAAAGUCAUCUGUGUAUAUAUGUUGCAUUUAAGUUACUGGGAAGAAUUGGAGCAGGCUUCCUUAAAGACAACAGAAUGCUGUGGUGGUGAGUCAUAAUUUUGUUACCCAGCUUGGUCCAGAAUGCCAGUGAACUAAAGAUAAAACAGGGCUGUCCAAGAGAUUAAAAACAUCCAAAGUGCUUUUACUAAAGUUGCCACCAAACUCUUAAGAUGCUCGUCUUUACAUGCUAGCUUCACCUUACAUGAAAACCCAUGGUCUCACUGGUCAAUAGUAAAUGGACCAUGAGAUACGAUACAUAAGAGUCAGGGGCAUCUCUGGGUGUUUCCAUGUGAUGAAUACAUUGAGCAAUUAGUUCAAAAAAGUUAUUUCCAAUCUGUUUUGCUGAGGUAAAAUAUUGAGGCAAUUCCUGGCUAACAGGUGUUUGAGACUGUACUAAAGUCAGUGCACUAUUUCAGUACAAAUAAAACCUCUGUUCUUGGGUUUAGGAUCAGCGAUAAACAUAUCCUGUUUUGCCCAGUGGGAGGCAGGUGGAAACUUCAUAUAUUUGCUGACAUUACAUCACCAUAACUAAGAAGCUACAGUCCUUGCAGCCCGUACCUUGGUCCUGCAUAGGUGGAAAAGAUGGGACUUUCCUUAUUCUAGAACAUUAUAUGUACACGCAGCAGCCCCACAUAUGCAAUUGUGUUGCUUCUACAGCAGCAGGCCUCUGCUAACCAGCCGAGGCCAAUUGCACUUCUCUUCAUUAUACUCCUUAUGGCAACUUGCAAUGAACAUUCGAACAACAAUCUUGUUAAGACAGCUGAGAUGUGCAGAAAGCAGUUCUCCUUUGCACCCUGCUGUUGCAGGAGCCCCUGUGGCUUGCUGGCAAUGGCAGGCACUGCCCUUUCUGAGGAAUCAGCAUGCAGAAAAAUGAGAGAGGUUUAACUUCAAUAUAAAGGAACUAACAACUGUGAAGGGGAAGACAAAACCAUCCUUGAGCAAAGCAGACAAUAUUGUGGGGGCAGAAGAGGGAGUGCGGAUUACUGGUAGCCAAGCUGGGCUCUCUCCUCGCACCUGCUGCUUGCUGAAAGGCUAAUGGUGGGGCCCAGUUGUCUGCCUGAAUGGGGUAAAAAAAGCCUAUACUUAGUGCUGUAACCAAAGAAAUCAGGCACCUUAUCCACACAUGGAAGGGCAUAUAGCAGGAAGGGACUGGGAGAUACUACCCAAAGACGAGAAUAGCAAAGGCAAGUUGCCUCACACCAUUCUUAAACACCUGGUAUUCCAUAGUAGGAUAUAUUAGCUGCAGUGUUUAUGUUUGCAGAUAAAUGGAUAGGUGUAGCAUAUGCCAUGAAGGAACUUCUAUGAAAACCCACAAACAUCACAAGCACUUUGCGUGAUCAAGGCUCACUGUAACUUGUUUGUAAGACAACAGCUGAAAGCUGCUUACAUGUGUUGUGAUUUGGACUACGCAGUCUGUGCACUGGUCACUGAGUGCUACUGGAGUGUAGGCUAUCACAGCUGUUUGGAGCAGCUUUCAUUGUUGUGGCCUGAGAAAGCAGACAAACGUCUCUGCUCAACCUCUGUCCAUUGUUUUCUGGGGGUGCCCAGGGAGUAGGUAAUGUUUCUUUGGGGGAAACCUUGAAGGAAGCAGUCACGAGACCACUCCUGAAAAAGUCCUUUGUGGAUCCUAAUAAUUGUAAUGCAGGUAAUUAGAUGGUGCAUAACUCUAUUUCUUCUUUCAGCUGAUGCAUGUCAGGUGGUGAAUGGUCAGAGUAGGCGAUUUGAAAGUUGUGAUGGGCGAGGACUGAUAAACUGAAGCUCAGUCCAGAUAAAAUUAAGAUGGUUUAGGUUGCCAAAAGUAAGCUGUCAGUUGCACUCCCCUUGAAAGAGCAGCUUUGCUGCUUGGGAGAGGUAUUAGAUCCACAGAUGGUGGUUCCUCUAGUAUGGUAUUGCAAUGCAUUUGACGUAGGGCUGCCUUUUUAAAAUACUGUCCAGAAAUUUCAGAAUGCAGCAGCAAGGUUGCUGAAGGGACCAAGUUAUUAAGAACAGGUCUUACCAGUUUUGAAAAAAUUUCAGUGACUUCCAGUUGAUUUCCAGGCACAACUGAAGGUGCAGGUAAACAACCAGGAAUUAGGUGGUCCAAAGGACCACCUGCUCCCUUAAGAACAUACCCACUUACUGAGAUCUUCAGAAGGAGAAUUGUUCUGUGCACCCUUGCCUGCUGAAGUAAGGCAUAUGGCUAUCAGGAACGGGGCCUUUUCUGUUAUGGCAUCCCAAUUGGUGGAACUGUCUCACCACGUACUCUUUUUGGUUGUAGGCACCAGGUGAAGAAAUUUUUAUUUUUCCCCAGCAUUUGGUGAUGGAAGGGGGGGGGGAGGUUGGUGGAGAAGGUGUGAUUAUCCUCUGACUAUGACUGCUUUACUAUAUUGGUUUUGAUUACUGCUUGUUACAAUUGUAUUGAUUUCAUGUUUGGGAUGUAAUUAAUUUAACUGUGCUUUCGACUUGGGAACUUUUCUGUUGACAGGCAGCAUAAAAAUAUUUUGAAUUAAAUAUAUAAAUGUAAUGGUAGCAAACUAAAUAUGUAUUCCAAUUUUACAACACUAUCACAAGGUAUAUGGUGCAAUAUCACUACUGACCAGGAAACGGAUGAAUGAAUCCCAUGGUGGGAUACCAAUGGGAAAAAAUGCCAGUUUGUUGAACAAGCAAUUGGCUUCUUGACUAAUGUGUGAUCUGUAAAAUGUCUUGCGGUACAUUUUUAGAAAAUGUUAACUGAUUUUCAGGAACCCAAGAUAUACACCAAACCACAACCAAUUAAACAAACGGUGGCAAAAAUCA
This is a messenger RNA of Eublepharis macularius, 6316 nucleotides long. It is a transcript of the gene IVD, whose product is annotated as isovaleryl-CoA dehydrogenase. The record is from RefSeq and is a predicted model, not a curated record. Bases 22 to 1290 code for a protein of 422 amino acids. Gene Ontology annotation, cellular component: mitochondrion. The transcript has 12 exons. NCBI's taxonomy places the organism in Eukaryota, Metazoa, Chordata, Lepidosauria, Squamata, Eublepharidae. Gene Ontology annotation, biological process: L-leucine catabolic process. Gene Ontology annotation, molecular function: flavin adenine dinucleotide binding; 3-methylbutanoyl-CoA dehydrogenase activity.